This is a messenger RNA of Knipowitschia caucasica, 1542 nucleotides long. NCBI's taxonomy places the organism in Eukaryota, Metazoa, Chordata, Actinopteri, Gobiiformes, Gobiidae. The record is from the annotation of a GenBank genome assembly.
AUGUCUGCGGGCUCUGCGCUUCCUGCUUCUUCUUCAGCCGGAGGUCGGAAAGGACGAGUGGGGAAGAGGACGUGUCGUGACUUGAGAGGAGAUAAGAUGAUGGGACUCUUCUGCCCCUCGGUCCUGGGGGCCCACUGCCAGCAGAAUUCAGACAAGGAGAGAGAGAAGCGCUGGGUCGAGCUCUUCGACCAAUUUGACGUCAACAAAGACGGCCACAUUGACAUAAGUGAACUGCGGGCUGGACUUGCAGCUCGAGGGCUUUCCAGAGGCUCAUUGGAGAAAAUUGUAGCGGCUGGCGACACAAACCAGGAUGGUGUCCUGGACUUUGAGGAGUUCAUGCAGUACCUGCGUGACCAUGAGAAACAGCUCAAACUCAUGUUUCGGAGCUUGGAUCAAAACAAUGAUGGUCACAUCGAUGCCGCAGAGAUACAACACUCUCUCCAGACCAUUGGUGUGACCGUCAGUCUCAGGGACGCAAACAGGAUUUUAACAAGUAUGGAUAAGGAUGGCACAAUGACAAUAGACUGGAAUGAAUGGCGUGACUACUUCCUCUUUAACUCAGUGUCCAACAUGGAGGAUGUAGCUCGAUGCUGGAAACGCUCAGUGAUGCUGGACAUAGGUGAGCAGAUGACUGUACCAGAUGAAUUCACAGAGGAAGAGAAGAAGUCUGGUUAUGUUUGGCGCCAGCUUAUGUCAGGAGCAGUGGCUGGCUGUGUCGCCCGGACAGCAACUGCUCCCUUAGAUCGACUCAAAGUCUUUCGACAAGUGCAUAGCUUUUCGUUUUUCUCUGGAAAUGUACUGAGUGGUUUACGGUAUAUGCUGAAAGAGGGAGGAGUUUUGUCUCUGUGGAGAGGCAAUGGCAUGAACGUUCUCAAAAUUGCUCCUGAAACAGCCAUCAAAUUCACAGCUUAUGAACAUAUCAAGUCAGUUAUACAUGGCCAUAAUCAGACAAGACCCCUGAGGAUUUAUGAACGCUUUCUCGCAGGAUCUUUGGCCGGAGCUACAGCACAGACUGCCAUCUAUCCAAUGGAGGUUCUAAAAACUCGACUGACACUUCGCAAAACUGGGCAAUACUCAGGAAUGGCCGAUUGUGCCAAAAAGAUCCUGCAGAAAGAAGGUGUCUCUGCAUUCUACAAGGGUUAUGUGCCAAACUUACUGGCAAUAGUUCCGUAUGCUGGAAUUGACCUAGCUGUAUAUGAGACACUGAAGUUUGCAUGGCUCAAUCGAAACAGUAGUGUGGUGGACCCUGGAGUGAUGGUUCUUGUGGGAUGUGGUGCAGUCUCCAGCACUUGUGGACAAUUGGCAAGCUACCCCCUGGCUCUGAUUCGCACACGCAUGCAGGCACAAACUUCAGUGAAGGGAUCUCCAAAAGUGUCCAUGUUGGCCUUACUGCAAAACAUAGUCUCAAAGGAGGGGGUAACUGGAUUAUACAGAGGAAUUUCACCUAACCUACUGAAAGUCAUCCCGGCAGUCACAGUUUCAUAUGUCGUCUACGAAUACACUAGGAUAUUUUUGGGAGUAGAGAUUGAGGGUGGUAUAUAG